AUGGUGGGGUCUCCUUCUGGACCUCAGUUCCUCCAGGGAUCAAGCAAAGACAAUAAACUGGAAACAGAAGGAAGUCUGAUGGUUUUUACUGAUUUCUUUCAUUUGACCUCUUUGUUUCCCUUUUUAGGCCAUGAACCUGGACUUGUGCAGCUGGUGAAUUACUACAGGGGAGCAGACAAGCUGUGCCGCAAAGCAUCUCUGGUGAAGCUUAUCAAGACAAGCCCUGAACUAUCAGAGUCCUGCACGUGGUUCCCUGAGUCAUAUGUGAUUUACCCAACAAACUUGAAGACUCCGGUGGCUCCAGCACAGAAUGGAAUUCGCCAUCUCAUAAACAACACAAGGACAGAUGAGCGGGAAGUCUUCUUGGCAGCUUACAACAGGCGGCGGGAAGACAAAGAAGGCAACGUGUGGAUCGCCAAGUCCUCAGCCGGUGCCAAAGGAGAAGGCAUCCUGAUUUCUUCAGAGGCUGCAGAACUCCUGGACUUCAUCGAUGAGCAGGGACAAGUACACGUGAUUCAGAAAUACCUGGAGAAGCCUCUCCUUUUAGAGCCAGGGCAUCGCAAGUUUGACAUCAGGAGCUGGGUUCUCGUGGAUCAUCAAUAUAAUAUCUACCUCUACAGAGAGGGUGUCCUGCGGACUUCUUCUGAACCAUAUAACAGUGCUAAUUUCCAGGACAAAACCUGCCACUUGACCAAUCACUGCAUUCAGAAGGAAUAUUCCAAAAACUAUGGGCGGUAUGAGGAAGGGAAUGAAAUGUUCUUCGAGGAGUUCAACCAGUAUCUGAUGGAUGCCCUGAAUACAACGCUUGAGAAUAGCAUCUUACUGCAAAUCAAACACAUAAUAAGAAGCUGCCUUAUGUGUAUAGAGCCUGCAAUCAGCACGAAGCAUCUUCACUACCAGAGCUUCCAGCUCUUCGGCUUUGACUUCAUGGUGGAUGAGGAGCUGAAGGUCUGGCUGAUAGAAGUCAAUGGGGCCCCAGCAUGUGCCCAGAAGCUGUAUGCAGAGCUCUGCCAAGGAAUUGUUGAUGUAGCUAUCUCUAGUGUUUUCCCCCUCAACGACACUGGGCAGAAGACGAGCCAGCCAUCAUCAAUCUUUAUCAAGCUGUGAUGACAACAGGAAUGCCUCUGCUUUCCACAGGGAGAGACUGCACCCAUUGGGUCAGCACAGUUCAGUGGCUUAUCUCGGUAUCAUGCCAAAAAGUGAUAGAGACAGGCUUCUUAUUUUCUGGGAAAUCACGGGGAAAAACAACAAAACGGGCAUCCACGCAGCUGUGAUGAGCCAGAGCUGCUCAGGUAACUCUGCCAGCAUUCACCAAAAUCCACUUUAGAAACAGCUCAUGUGACUUUGAUAUCUGAAACAAAUCUCUCUGGGAGAACAACAAAAUAACCUUAAAAUGAAACCCCAACAGGGAUACUGUAAUACUGUAUUAACCCCUCCUUUUCUAUAGAGAUAACAUCGGGUUUUUUAAGGGAAUUGAGUGAAGAGUACGAUGAUCUUCUGGGACAUCGUGGCUGGGAAGUUGUCCUCCUCCUGCUGUGUUUCUUCUUUCCUCACCUACUGCAUCAUUAGUGCCUUAGCUCAGCUCCAAAUAGGUGACUCUUUUCCUUUGUUCCUGCUCUAUUACGUAGAAAGGAGCAAGCUCUCUUGCAUCGCAGGAUGCCUAAAGUCAGGAACACCAAGAAUUCAGUUUACUUACGUCAUUUUCCAAGCUGGUUGGCUGAACACCCAGGCAACAGCUGGCAAAAGGUUGCUGAACUGCAGGCGGUGAAUUAACCCAAGCAAGGAAGGGAGUUUUGUUUAUUUAUAGCUAUCCCUUUUCCUAAUGAGAUUUGAAUCAUUGUCCAUCCCAGUCUGAUGCAGUUGUUUAAAAGAGGUAGAGACACCCUCUUGGUGCUCACCAGCAGGCUGUAGGAUUUUUAGCAUCACAUUUGUGCUCAGUGUUUGAAAUAGUGGAAACCCAGUCUCCGCAGUUUCUUUUGAGACACUGCAGUGAAUUUAGGUUCUCCUCAGCUUUCACCUUCACGCAUUUGAGGCCUGAAUCUGAAACCUUUUAACGGAAAUAAUUUUUUUCCCAUUUGGUCCCACCAAUCUUAUUCUCCUCCAUUUGACAAAUACUGCAAUUUUCUGCCCUGAACACAAUCCCAGCUAGGGGGAAGGUUGGUGAGGUUUUAUAGACCAGGAGAAAGAUUCCUUGUGUAUAGAUUUUUCCAAACAGCUGGCAAGGCAAGGUGUUUUGGGGAGCAGGGGAGGUUAAAUUCCUUGAGGUCCCUGAAUUCCAGAGCUAACAUCUACUUUGAGUAUAACCUAAAUCCCUGGUUUACUGCCCACACUAUGAAGUGUGUCUGAAUUUUCAAUGUGAGCUCAGCACAUCCUUCCUCAGCUAGAGCUCUUUGCAGAGCACAGUGGUACUUGUAACAGCAGCAGGGUUUGUGGGGGAUGUUCGGGGUUGUGUUCUGCUGCCUCUGGCAGGGAGACAUGGUUGGCACCAAAAUAAACUGGUUCCUCUCACCCAGAACAAACAAACAAGAAGAUAUUGUGGAGGUUACAAGCUUCUGGCUGCCUGUGGUUAAUGGGAAGUGAAUCAAGCAAGGGGAUUUCUGCCUCCCUGAGAAGAUCCUGGUGCUUUGGUAUACUCAUCUUUGCUCAUGACAGAGAUUUCAGAGGUCUUCGUGCCAGCAGAUGAUCCUGGCACCAUUUUGUAGUCAGGACUGAAGUGACCAGGCCUCCUUGGAGUGAUACAUUUUGAUCAUGCUGUCAUGGGAUGGAAAUUUGUUGCAACAUGCUGCCAAUCCACCAGUAGCACCAUUUCUCACAGGGCCACUCAAAAAUCCAGGAGGGAACGGAGUGCUUCGCAAAACCUCGCAGAAGCGUCAGAGAGAGGGUGCAUCCCAAAGAGCCGCACAAGCACCUCUGAGGUUGUCAACACCCUGAAGCACGGUGUUCAUCCGCAUCGUCACACAGGGAGUGUGACAAACACAGGGUACACUGGUGGAUGCUGAGAAUUGACAGGCAGCAGGAGCUGUUUAAAAACGGGGCUGCAUCUUUGUUCCCCUGCACUGCAAGUGCUGGUGGGUGGCUUCACUUCCAGCGAGACCCUGAGUGCCAGGUCUGGUCUCUGGAUUUGGGCCUCAUGGGUGUUCAGAAGAAGGACUCUGAAUGCAUCAGUUCGUGAGAUGGGAAGCACUGGGUGAUAAGCUGGGAGAGGGGUAUGGAGAGAGGACUGGUUGGGUUUUCUAACCUUAUGAUAGCACGUAAGUGUCAAAAUUCCACUGCAGGCCAGGUAAAGUGUUGUGGUAACACUCCAAGGUAAAAUUUAGGCUGUAGUGGUUGUUACUCAACUUGUAAACUUCACCACAUCUCCAUGGGCAUUUUCGUGUGAGCUCAAGGGAGCUUAAAAAUUACACCUUUUUGCCUAGCAAAGGGAAGAUCUGCUCUGGUCCAGGUUGUGCCUGAGGUGAAAGAGAUGUUGGGGUUUUGCAAGCUCUAGUGCAGAUGAGAGCAGAGCAUGAAGCGAGAAGAGAAAAUUUUCCCCAUUAUCAUGAAGUGAAAAAUGAUUAUUUUCUGGGGUGCUAGACCCAUCCUUCUUUUCCCCUCAAAAGGGAAAUUAGAAAACCGAAUCACUCCCUUACUGCACAGUAACACAAGAUUUCCAACAUAGUGGGAUAAGGGCAAGAAAGCUGCCUGGAUGCAGGCAAAAGCAGCAGGACCAGCUAGUAAAGCCAGGAGGAGUGGUGACUCAGGAGCCUCUGCUUAACUCCAAGGCCUUUUUCUAACCCCUUUUUCACCUCGGAUUGCAUUGUGGCAGGUCAGCAGCUGGCUGGUUUUGCUGCUCAGCAAGUGGGACUUCAACUUGGUGAUAGAGCCACAACCACAGGCAGUGCAGCUGUUCAUACCCUGCCUUUUCAGCUGGGCUUGGGGAAGAUGGUGAUUCAGGGAUGCUUUAAUAGUUGGUUUGUUUGCUGAAUUUUUCAGAAAUAAGCAGCAGCCUUUGGAGGAAAACAGCAGGUAUCACGUGUAUUUACCACCUGCUUUCAAAGUGCUCCCCAAGGUAAAGCACAGGAGGUAAGUGAUACAGGAUAGAGAUCACAGUGCCUAAGGUCUUGCCCAAAAUACUAGCUACAAGGUGGAGUAGAGGAUGCAUGUAUGACUGAGGCCUGAGCAUUGCAGACACGGGUGCACCGUGCAAGUGAUGCUCACAAGCCCUUGUGAGACUUGUUUGUUUCUUUUUUUCUAGGAAUACACAACAAUAAAUGUUUUCUAGAUUAUUUCAGCUAAAAGGUCAGUAGAAAAGGUCUUAACUCUUUCCUGAGCUUUCACAAAGGAUGGUGCUGGGUUUCCAGAAGAUGCCUACCAUAUUGCAAAAUGUCUCCAGUCUUAGUUGUAUCCCGUCAUGUCAGCCAAGAAGGACUUCAGGCCCAGGUGCUCUGGCAGUGUUUUCCAGCAGUGUUUGGUCCCGCUGGACUCUGGGUUUCCAGUAACUCCCAUGUGGCUUGUCUCAUACCAAGUUAGUCAUGAUUACCAUGCAACAGCUAUUGUACUACUGCCAAAAUCUGGUGGCUGGCCACAGCCCACAGAAAACACUGGAGAAGUCUAAGAAAGGCUUAAAAGCCGAUUCAUCCAGGUAGCCUGGCCUCCCAGUCCUGCUGUGACCAGGCACCCCUCAGGACUGCUUGCAUGUCCCUGCUCCAAGCAUUUCUUGUUCUCCACGUGCAGCACUCCCUCGGGAGAGCAAUGCUGUGCCAUAUGUAGGUUCAUAAUCAUGUCUCAUUGACAGUGUCUGCUAUGGCAGCCCUCAGAAAACCCUGGUGUUGAGACAGUGGUGGGGUACAUACUGCGCUGCCAAGCUGGCAGCCUGCCAGGCUCUGGUUUGUGUCCCCAGCUGCUCUCACGUCAGCAUGUGCGUGUGGGGCCGGCGGGUGCCCGAGCUCGUAGAUCUCCAGUGACUCUAUCCACAUCUCUCCUAAACCAUCAUUAAAUCGUGCAAACCCCA
Athene cunicularia (burrowing owl) is the source of this 4990-nucleotide messenger RNA. RefSeq names its product tubulin tyrosine ligase (gene TTL). The record is from RefSeq and is a predicted model, not a curated record. NCBI's taxonomy places the organism in Eukaryota, Metazoa, Chordata, Aves, Strigiformes, Strigidae. Gene Ontology annotation, biological process: protein modification process. The coding region runs from base 1 to 1107 and encodes 368 amino acids. The transcript has 7 exons.